AGUCCAUUAUGACAUUAAGAGUGCGCGUUCAGAAAGGGCCUCUAGCGCUCAGUGCAGUCUGAAAACAUAGCCAAAGCGUUUAAAUCGAAGUUUUUACCCAGCUUUUUAUUCAUCUGUGCCAUGUGAAAUGCACCGCAAAAAAAAAGUCACUGAUGGAAACAUGUUGCCCAUUUUUUCAGAUUACCCUCAAUGUUUUCAUUUUAUUGAAUGUACACACUAAAUGUCAUGGGACAUUUUUUGUCCCACAAGUUAUGCAGUUUUCAGCUCAUCCGACGGUGAUACAAUUUUGUUCCCGCCUAGUGACACAUAUUGUUCGACGCCUUGAGCAAAUUGAACUUUCAUAAGGCAAUUUGUCUCACCUGGCGGACGCUAAAUUAUAUCACCAUCGGAUGAUCUUAAAAUUGCAUUAUCCAUGGGACAAAGAAGUUCCAUGACAUUUAGUGCGUAUUUGAACUGUUCAAGUAAAUGCUGCUUUCAAAACUUUGCAUAUGGAUGGAAAAGAGGCAGUGCAAAUUAUUUCAGUUUGAAGGCUGUAUCGAAAUGGCGAGAGAACGUUCGAGAGGUGGCAAAGUGAUUAGAUUAGAUAGUUGCGGCUGAUUCACAUCCAACUUGCUUGUCUGCCGUCAGUCAGUCAACAAAUCACAGGUGCGAGUGGUAGGGUUGAGCUCGUUGGUUCUCGCUGCUUUUUAACAGGUUGAGCACCACGCAACCGACCGGAGUUUGGCUCUGAACCGAGCAUGGCGGACCGGCAAACUCUCCCUACGGUAGCAAACGAGAGCGGAACCAAGGGCACCACCUUGGGCGUCCACGUAAAAGUGAACGCUGACAAAACGCAUGAUGAAAACCCCGUUCAGUUUGAAGUGAGGCCAGGUGGUGGAAUCAUACCACCAUUAAAAGGAAAUCUUUAUCAAAUUCAAAUCGCGGCCCUACUUGCUCUGCGUGGACUGCAGCAUGGUUACAAGUUUUCUAUUACGUCAGAAGAACGGGGUUACGGCACACUUGACGACGUGACGUUCAAAUUUGAAGAUAAGUUGUUCCACAUGCAAGCUAAACAUUCUGUGACAAACGACAAAAUAAAAGCAGACGAAUUUUACAAGCCAAAAGGAGAUUUUUCUUUGCAAGAGCACUUCUGUUCGUUUUUAGGAUGUAAAUGGCUAGCUGAAAAAAAUAAGCAGCAAGUAACAAAUUUUCUGAUCUUCACAAACAAGGGCAUUGUCCCCGCUUUGAAAGAUUCCGUGUGUGAUGUCAAUGACCCUAAAAUUGCCGUAGAAGAAUGUGAACUGCCCGACUUUCUGAAGACUUUACUCGGUGGCACAAAGACUGCAGAUGAUCAAAAAUUUUACAAACUGUCAACUAAAGUGAUGAACCAUCUGUCAGAUCAUCUGAGCGUCGCAUUUAGUGAAGAUCCAAAGAACCAGAAGAAUAUUGAGAAGGGUGCCAAAGAGUUCUAUAAAGGAUUAUCCAGUGAUGAACACGCUCAGUUGAAAGAAGAAUAUUUGAGAAUGCUGAUAUUGGCAAUUGACCAGCCCAAUCAAGAUGCACUCAAACCGUUGAUCAAAGAAACGUUGAGGAAAGUCAAGCUGCAAAUUGUUGGAAUUGAAGAACUGAAAGUCCCAGAUGUCCAUGUGGACACACUUUACGACUGUUUCAAUAGAUUUGUGAUGGACUGGGCUACAGAUUAUAGCCCAAAACGUACAAAACGAGGGCCAUUGACGAAUGAGAACGUUUUGAAGGAUUGCUUUGGUAGCUACUUUCAAAAUUAUAUUAUGAAUCGGCGCUCACUGACUACUAGUUCUAUUAGUUUCUGCAAUGAAACACCUGCUUUCAACACCCUCGAGUCUUUGACCCACCGUCUAAAUGUCCUAGUCACCACUCAGCCAAGAACGUGCGCUUUUCUCACAGAACUCUUUCUACGCACAAUUGGGAAAAAUGUCGCGGCAUAUCCUUGUGCAGUGUGUCACGAUGCUGGAAUGGAGUUGUUGUGGGGUUAUUGUCGGCACGACGGAGCGUUGUUGCUCAUAGAUGAUGGUGUGGGCCACGGUCACGAGGCUCUGCGGAUUGCUAAACAGCUAAUCGACAUCAACAAUAAAAUUCAAGUCUACGUGAUUUCGAAUCGAAAAUACGAGACCGAGUCUUGUGUUGUCGUUCCUGAAGUUAAACCUGCUCACAUCACUCAAGAAUCCUUACAAGCUAUCCUCAAAUUGAAAAUCAACUAUCAGGGCAAAUUGGUGGACAUGCAUUCCCUCGUUGGGGCCGAAGCAGCUCUCUUAACUGCUUUAGAAAGUACGGCUGUGGAAUCCCUCGUUACGUAUAAUGCUAGUCAUUUGGAAUAUUUCACAAAAGUGGGGAACGAAUUAGACCCUCGGCCGAGGAGCUACAAAGAACGCGAUUUGCAAAGUAGUGAGGGAACUUUUUCUGAGUCAGAAGUUGUUGAUUCCGUAUUCCGCGAGCGACAUGUUAUUGUUUCUGCCCCUGCCGGGGCAGGCAAGUCCGCUCUACUGAACAGUGUCGGCUUAGUCAUAAAGGAACUCAAGUCAGACUUCUGGGUUCUGAAAUGUGAUCUCGAAAAGGCACGAUGGGUGUUUACCACAGAUUCUGCAACCGCACCAUUUGAAAGUGACAAGUUUGUUUCCUGUCUUGAGCUCUUAAAAAUACUGGCGAAUUUUGAAGAGCUAUCUCCAUUUGAAGCAAACCUGUUUGAGCUGGCUACACAUGGUAAAAUGGCGAUUCUUUUCGACAGCUUUGAAGCAAUAAACUCAUCUUACUGGGAUAUUUUUUUUUAUUUUGUCAAAGGUUUACUUCAUUUUGAAAACGUCAUCUUGAUUGCGUCACGAACAAGCCCAGAGCAGCAUUUGCGUAAAGUUGAUUUUGUCGGUUUCCAAUCUUAUUCUCUCUGCAGCCUGCGACCUUCGGAGCAAAAGGAACUACUGGCUCGACUACUUGACGUGAACGAGAGUUCCUACCGCGAAUGCUAUGAACACGCAACCAGAAUUCUGGAAAGCCCACUAAAGGAAGACCCACUAGAGCCAUUUUAUGGCAAUCCUCAGCAUUUAACAAUGGUGGCAGAUCUUUUUCUUGAGCACAAAGAUGAAAUCCAUAAAAUGAACAGGCAGCAAAUUUACCAGAGUUUUAUGGAUCAAAUGUUCCAGAAAUACUGGAAAGUUUUAGGAAUAUCAAGUAGCAAAAGUGAGAGAAUAACUCAGAUUAAAGAUACAGAGCGGAUUGAAGUGGAAAAUCUUCAUCAGCUUCUUGCAAUAAGGGCCCUGAUCCUCCCCGGAUCAAUUAAUGAGUACGAGUUUGUAGAAGAGUUGGAUACCGCAAAGAGAGUCCAGGCCAAGGAAUUCGGACUCGUUACCGAGUGUGAAGAAGGCACGCACAUUUUCUUGCACCGAACCUAUGCAGAAUAUUAUUUCAGUCUUUAUUUGAAGAAUCAAAUGGCUAAUGGAAAACUCACACACCAUGACAUAUCGAUUGUUUUAAAGGCAGAAGAUUUUGCACUUGUUCGCUAUUUCUUGGAUAGAAAGUUAGAAGGCAGCAAGCCAGCACUGGGUGGCGCUACAUCAUGGCCGCUAAAGAGUCAAAUCAAAGUCACGUGGCCGGAUGCUAAAACUGAAAAUACUAAACUUGUCGAGCUGAUUUCGAGUUUAAACCAGGACGUUCCAUUUAGUGUCUAUUUCCUGCCCCACAGAAAUUUUCUUGACACAGCUUUACUUGAAAACUUACCUGAAUUAUCUGCGCACCUGUGGGCCCACAGACACCUGAUACCCGAGGCUGAGAUCAUUGAUGUAUUCUUUGCCGCCGUAUUGACUAAAAAUUGUUCCAUGAUAAAAAUGACACUGCAUGAAUUAGCCAAAAAUAACUUUGACGCCAAUCUGAAAGUCACUUCAAGGCAACUCACAGCACUCCAUUUAGCCUGUGCAACGGCUUGGCAGCCAUGCGCCAACAUCGACAAGAUGACCGAUGCAGUUCGCCUGCUCGUUUCAAAAGGGGCUGACGUGAAUGCACGAUCCGUCGAUGGUGAAAGACCUCUUCAUUUCGCUGGGAGAAGUGGCAACCCAUCAGUGGUGAAGUUACUUCUGGAAAGGAGAGCCAAAGUUGACGCAAAAACGAACAGCGGAAUGACAGCACUACACUACGCAGCUAGUGACGGCAAGGAAGAGAUAAUUGCCCUUCUCCAAUCACACGGCUGCAAUAUGCUGGCAAAGACAGCAGAAGCGGAGACGGCACUGCAUUUGUCCGUCAAAUCCAACCAUGAAGGUGCUGCAAAACUGUUGCUAUCGUUUCAGUGUGAAAUCGAUGCUACAGAUAGCAGCAAAAUGACGGCACUUCUUUACGCAAUUAAAGCGAAAAAUAUAACCAUGGUGAACCUUCUCCUAUCUUCAGGAAGUAACGUGCUCCAAAAGUCACAUUCUGAUAAGUUACCGUAUCAAGAAACUGAUGACAACAAAUUACAUGCGAUUUUGUUUAAGGCUACCCUACAAGCCUUCCUGAACCCACAGAAGCAUUUGACGCCACCUGGCAAAGAAAUCGAAGCAAAGCCGGAUCAGAUAACACGUCUACAUUUAGCAGCACUUUCAGGAGACGAGCCUACUUGUAAACGUCUCCUCGAAACAGGUGCAGACGUCAAUGAGGGCAGCCUUAAAGGGAACAGGCCAUUGCAUUUUGCAGCUCUUGCGGGACACAAAAGCAUAACAAAUCUACUCCUGAAAAACAAGGGUGAUAUUAACAUGCAAAAUGAGGACGUGGCGCCACUUCAUCUUGCAUCUCAGAUUGGCCAUGCAAACGUAGUACAAUUGCUGCUCGACUACAAAUGUGACAUGAACAUGCUAGACAAGAACGACCAGACACCUCUUCACUUUGCAUCUCUAAAUGGCCAUGCAGCAGUAGUGCAACUGCUGCUCAACUACAAAUGUGAGGUUGACGUGCGAAAUACAGAGAAACUGGCACCACUCCACUUAGCAUCACUACGUGGCCAUGCCAAGGUAGUGAAACUGCUACUUGACUGCAAAUGUGACAAUAACGUCCGAGGUAAGGACAGAAAGACGCCACUUCACUUUGCAUCUCAGAAGGGCCAUGCCAAUGUAGUAAAGCUGCUGAUCGACUACAAAUGUGACGUUGAAGUUCGACAAGGCGGAGCGACGCCACUUCACGUAGCAUCAUUCUAUGGCCACGAAGACGUAGUUAAACUGCUGCUGGCAAACAAAUGUGAGGUUAACGUGCUGCAGGAGGACGGCAUGACACCACUUUACCUUGCCUCGGAAAACGACCAUGCUGAAGUGGUAAAGGUGCUGCUCGAAUACAAUUGUGACAUGAACCUGCGACAGAAGGACGAAUCGACGCCACUUCACGUUGCAUCUCAAAAUGGGCAUGCUGAAGCAGUAAAGCUUCUGCUCGGCCACAAUUGUGACAUUAACGUGAAAGACAAAGACGCAUGGACGCCACUUCAUUUAGCAUCACUCAAUGGCCACGGAGACGUAGUUAAACUGCUGCUCGCAAGCAAAUGUGACGUUAACGCGCAAGGCAAGGAUGGCAUGACGCCACUUCACCUUGCAUCUCAAAAUGGCCAUGCUGAAAAGGUAAAGCUCCUGCUCGACCACAAUUGUGACAUUAAGGUGAAAGACAAAGACGGAUGGACGCCACUUCACUUGGCAUCACUCAAUGGCCACGGAGACGUAGUUAAACUGCUGCUCGCGAGCAAAUGUGACGUUAACGUGAUAACUAAGGAUAACAGGACGCCACUUCACCAUGCAUCCCACAAUGGCCAUGCUGAAGUAGUGAAGCUGCUGCUCGACGACAAAUGUGCCAAAAACGUGCACGACAACAACGGAUGGACGCCACUUCACUUCGCAUCAAACUUUGGCCACGAAGCCAUUGUUAAACUGCUGCUCGCAAACAAAGGUGAUAUUGACGCACGAGAUUAUGAUGGAGCGACGCCACUCUUCAUUGCAUCUCUGGAAGGACAUGCAAACGUUGUAAAACUGCUGCUCGACUGCAAAUGCAACUUUGAGGUGCCAGACAAAAACAAAAGAACGCCACUUCACGCCGCUUCUCAAAAUGGCCAUGCUGACGUGGUUAAGCUGCUGCUUCUCUUCAAAUGUGACAAAAACGUCCAAGAUGUGGACGGUGUGACGCCACUUCACUUCGCAUCAAACUUUGGCCACGAAGCCAUUGUUAAACUGCUGCUCGCAAACAAAGGUGAUAUUGACGCACGAGAUUAUGAUGGAGCGACGCCACUCUUCAUUGCAUCUCUGGAAGGACAUGCAAACGUUGUAAAACUGCUGCUCGACUGCAUAUGCAACUUUGAGGAGCCAGACAAGAACAAAAGAACGCCACUUCACGCCGCUUCUCAAAAUGGCCAUGCUGAAGUAGUGAAGCUGCUGCUUCUCUUCAAAUGUGACAAAAACGUCCAAGAUGUGAACGGUGUGACGCCUCUUCACUUGGCAUCUCAAAAUGGUCAUGCAGACGUAGUCCAACUGCUGCUCAACAGCAAAUGUGACGUUAACGUACGCAAUAAGAAUAAAGUUACGGCACUUCACGCAGCUUCACUGUUAGGCCAUGCAAACUUAGUAAAACUGCUACUCGAACACAAAUGCAACAUUAACGCGCUAGACGAGGAUAGCAGGACGCCACUUCACAUUGCAUCUCUAAAGGGCCAUGCUGAAGUAGUAAAGCUGCUGCUCGACUACAAUUGUCUUUUUAACGUGCAAGACAGAGACGGAGCGACGCCACUUCACAUAGCAUCAUUCUUCGGCCACGAAAACGUAGUUAAACUGCUGCUCGCGAACAAAUGUGACAUUAACGUGCAUGAUGCGCGCCGACUGCUGCCACUUCACUUAGCAUCUCUUAAAGGCCAUGAAAGCGUUGUUAAACUGCUCUGACGAAGCUGUAAAUAACUGUUUGCCUGUCAGGGGCAGAACUCCCAAAAGGCUAUUUUCUGACUAAUCUCAAAGAUCUGGAGGAAUCGAUUUUUUUUUGUGGAAGUUGAUAGGCACAGCUUAGAACUGUUCGUCAACUAUUUAGAAUCUUUUUUUUUCAACCCGUAGAAAUUUAAGGGAGUAUUCGCGUCUCUGUGUCCCUUUAAGAGGUUAUUUUAUCCCCUUUUUACGACGACUUUUUAAAAACUUUGUGAGACAAACGGUGGAAAGCAAAUGAAAAACAAAAAAGAAUUUAUAGAACAUUUUAAAAACAACAGUGUUUUAUUUUGUCUUUUAUUCUAAGGAAGUUAUGGGGGUGCGCACAGUAAGUGUCUUACGGUGAAAAGCUGCACCAACAUAUUAUGGUGGAGAUUUUCUCCAAAAUACCAACGAAAUUCGUCAAAAUAUCUGUAAGGUACAGUGAAUUCUCAAUGGUAUGUUACGAAGUCAGCUGCAUCACCAUAAUAUGGAACAUCUUCACCAUAGUAUGGAGAAUCUUCACUGUAGAACAUUUAGAGUGCGACAAUAACCAGCCAAACUUACAAAAUUUGACGGCGCGUAACUUUCCGUCGGAAGUUCUUAACUUUUUGGGAAUCGGUUUGCGGCAUCUUGAACAUUUAAAAAUUCUCUUUUCUACGCCCUACAAUCAUCAAUGUAGCCCAAGGAAAACCUUCAUAAAAGCCUUACUGAAGUUUGUAAAUAUGUUUGGUUUUGUUUUCGGAAAUGUCAAAUAGCCAUCUUAUAAGCUGACUUCCGCAGUUCUCUCUCCCAGUGCAGAGGGAAAGAUAACUCAAAAGCCGUUGCAUCAAGCAUCUUACAAUGGAGGGAUAUACUCAGUAAAGAUAGUAGUUUAUUAAUAGGGCUAAAGCGUGCAGCUAAUGCAGUUGAUGUUAAUUUAUGAGUUAAAUGAAAAAUUUGACCUCUCUUUUCCCCCUGAUUUCAAACUUUUUAGUCUCUACUCUUUACGCAAAUUUUGGAAAACUUAAAAUUCUUUUCCAUUUUUAAACUGUAAAAACAGCACUACGUACACCAAACCUCUAAAGCAAAGACAUUGCGUGCACUUUGUGACAAAAUCUACACCAUCCCUCGGCACUGUUGUAAAACAAAAGUCCGCCCACUCUCCAAAA
Molecule: messenger RNA, 8041 nt
Organism: Thrips palmi
Lineage: Eukaryota; Metazoa; Arthropoda; Insecta; Thysanoptera; Thripidae
Biological process (GO): innate immune response
Cellular component (GO): cytoplasm
Molecular function (GO): protein binding
Source: RefSeq, a predicted model, not a curated record